Bactrocera dorsalis (oriental fruit fly) is the source of this 1822-nucleotide messenger RNA. Its product is annotated as juvenile hormone esterase-like. The coding region runs from base 48 to 1742 and encodes 564 amino acids. Lineage: Eukaryota; Metazoa; Arthropoda; Insecta; Diptera; Tephritidae. The transcript has 7 exons. The record is from RefSeq and is a predicted model, not a curated record.
GGUCCGAUUCUCAACCAAUUGCUAGAGUCUAUCGAACUGCCGCAGUAAUGAAAGGAAUUACUUUGUUGUUAACGGUUUUGGUGUAUUGUGCGAAUAUCGGUCCGAUUCGCGCCAAUUUACCGAAGGUAUGUUUAGACGGUUCAUCCUGUUUACUGGGCAGAUAUAUGAGUGGGAAUGAGAGCGAUUCAUUUGAAGCCUUCUUGGGCAUACCAUACGCCAAACCACCCAUCGGUGAUUUGAGAUUCAGUAAUCCUCAAGAAGUGGAACUAUGGAAUGGCACCUUUACAGCCCUAUAUCCUAUGCCUGAUUGUAUACAACGUAAUUAUCUAUUCGUAACAGAUCCUAUUAGCGGUUCAGAGGAUUGCCUCUACUUGAAUAUAUAUCGCCCCUUGAACAAUACCGGUAGAGAAUUGCCAGUAAUGUUUUAUAUACACGGUGGUGGAUUUUUCGCCGGCACACCAAGUCCUAGCGAUGAAGGACCGCAAUAUUUUAUGGAAACCAGUGAUGUAAUUCUAGUAGUGACCGCCUAUCGCUUGGGUCCAUUUGGUUUUCUAUCUACUAACGAUGAAGAGAUGACGGGAAAUUAUGGACUUAAAGAUCAGAAAUUAGCUCUACAAUGGGUUCAAAAGUACAUUUCGGCUUUUGGCGGUGAUCCCGAUCGUGUGACUAUUUUCGGCCACAGUGCUGGCGGUGCAUCAGUCCAUUUACACUUAAUGAAUAACAAUAAAGAGGGUCUAUUCAGUAAAGCUAUCAUGAUGAGUGGCGUCGGAAACUCACCAUUCGCUUUGCCUGUAAACGAUCCUAGACACCAAGUCGUUGAAUUGGCUAAAGCUGCUGGUGUAACAGAAGCUGAGAAUCUAAGUUCCGCUGACCUAGUUCAGGCAUUACGAUCAAUCAAACCGGAAGACUUGCUACUAGCCGCCGAUGAUCUUAAACCUUGGGCUGAGCAACCACUUGUAGUAUUUCGCCCGAAUAUUGAAAAUGACACCUGGCCUGGUGCAUUCUUAACAAAAGAUCCAUUAGACCCAUUCAUACCGUUUGGAACGAACACUGAUAUACCGUGGUUCAUUGGUAAUGCACCUGCCAAAGGCGAGGGCACGGUUAUAGCACUUCGAUUAGCAAGCAAUAAGAGUCUGCAGGACGAAUUAAAUGAAGACUUUAGCCAGAGGCUAAGCAUUACAUUGGGCUUGUCUGGUACAUGUGACACAGAAGCUGUGAUAGAUUUAUUGGUAACAGAGUAUAUGGAUGGUAAACACGAAUUGAAUGAUGAAACUUUGGAUGGCUUUUUGGAGCUUUGUGGAGACCGCUAUUUCAUACACCCAACCUACAGAGUUUUAAAAUAUAAUGUAAAUUCUAGUCGCAGUGAUUUUAGAGGAAUACUACGUUUUGACUAUCGCGGACCCUAUUCAUAUUCGACAAUAUUUGCAAAUAGCUCACAAGAUUUCGGUACUGUACACUACGAUGAUAGGCUCUAUCUGUUUAAUGGGCUAAGCGGAUUAUCGAAAGGUUAUUCACAGCAGUCUCCUGAGGCAGCGUUGGUUAAACGCUAUGUAAGGCUAUAUCAGUCUUUUGCCGAAACUGGUUAUUCAGAUGAAUUUGCUGUCAGCGGAGAAUGUAAUGAUUUAAAUUUUCCGAAUUGUGAAAAUUUGUUGAUCGUUAAAGAUGAGGAGCCGUUCCAAACUGGCAAUUCGUGGGAUAGUGAACGAAUGGCAUUGUGGGACCAAAUAUAUGAUUCAUGCUAAAUUGCAUUUUCGAAUACACAUAUACAUACUUAUGCAAUAAAGCAGAAAAUAAAGUCAUACUUGGACUUGAUUGUGUUAAA